Molecule: messenger RNA, 2392 nt
Organism: Dimorphilus gyrociliatus
Lineage: Eukaryota; Metazoa; Annelida; Polychaeta; Dinophilidae
Source: the annotation of a GenBank genome assembly
GCCAUAUUAUUACUUUGUUUACCAUAACAUCGUUCAUUCUUGAUAUAUUGUUGAAUUUGUAAAAAAAAAAAUUUGUAUUCUUAGCUUUUGACCUGUAAUUUUAUGCAAAGAAAUAAUGCCAAAAGAAAGACUAAGUUCAGAUUAUAGUCGAUUUUCCAAAGCAGAACUAAGUUUUUCAUAUUUACACACAAACUCUACAACGCACGAGUUCCUCUUUGGUGCCCUUGCUGAAAUCGUGGACAAUGCAAGAGAUGCCGGAGCAAAGUAUUUAAAUAUCGAUGUCGAGAAAAAUGACCAUUUAAGAGGAGGUAACAUUAUCUGGUUUAUAGAUGAUGGUCAGGGAAUCGGUCCUACAGAAGUUUCCGAUGUUAUUAAAUUUGGAAGAUCUUCAAAGCGAUUACAUAAUUUAGAUUCAAUAGGAAUGUACGGAAACGGACUCAAGAGUGGAUCUAUGAGAAUUGCAAACGAUGUAAUUCUCUUAACAAAGAAAGAUGAUACUUAUUCAGUCAUAUUAUUAUCAAGAACGUUUCUCGAAAACGAAGGACUAAAUGAGAUUGUUGUCGCUAUGCCUCAAUUCCAAGUUGAUAGUUUCAGACCCUACAUUCCUCCAUCGAAAUCUAUAGACGUACACAAUCACGAAGUUGGCGUUGUACUUCGUUACUCUCCUUGGAAAACUUUAAAAGACAUUGAAAAACAAUUUCACAAAAUAAAAGGCAUUUCAGGAACGGCUGUAGCAAUUUACAAUUUGAAAUUACUUAACAAUGGGGACACAGAACUUGAUUUUAAAGCUGUAAACAAUGAUAUCUUAAUAUCAUCAGGAAAUUCUUGGACAGAAAGUCAAACUGACAACAUUGAUAAAGAAGAAUUGCUGCGAUUUAGGGUUAAAGCCUUAAAGGAUUUAGAAUCAGCGCAAAAUGACUUGAAAUGUAUCGAAAAUUUAUUGCGUGAGAUCAAUAGUAAAAUAUCCGAUUUAAAUAAAAAAACAGAUAAAAGUUUAAAGGAAUUGAAUGUUGAAAUCAAUAAGGAAAAACUUAGAGCAUCUCAGGUGGCUGACGAGGCUAAGGAAAAGCGAAUUAUCUGUCAGAAUUUAGAGAAAGCAGUGAGACAAACAAAAGUAAUAUCUUUUAUCUACGGUAUGAAGAUUGAAAAUCGAUAUCAAGAUGGGAUUUUUAUAUAUAAUUGUGGCAGACUUAUCAAAAUGUAUCAGAAAUAUAGACCCCAAAGCGAAUUAUCAUUACAUUACGGAGGUAUUGUCGGAAUAGUUGAUAUACCUUAUCAAAUACUGGAACCAACUCACAAUAAACAAGACUUUGCGGAUGCUAAGGAGUUUAAAAUGCUUCAGAAAGCGCUUUCUGACGGAUUGAUUCAAUAUUAUAAAGACAUGAAUUUUGAUACUAACGAUAUAGAAGAUUUCUGGAUCUCGUUUGGAUAUAAAAGAAAUAAGCAAAGCUGGACCAUUGCUCCCGAUCCAAAUUUAGCUAAAAAAAGAUGUCUAUCAGUACCUAAAAGAAUACAAUGCCACGAUUGUUUCAAAUGGCGAAUUAUCCCUUAUGGAAAGUUUGACGACGUUAGGGACGAUUGGAGAUGUAGAAAUCAUUCAAAUAAGCAGCUGGCAAAUUGUAAUAAAAAAGAUGAUCCUCCCGCAAUUGUUAAUGGCGGCAAUCUAAAAAAGCAACGAAUUCCAACGUUUGACGAAAUAGAGGAGGACUACCGUCGUCAUCAACGAAAGUUAGCUGAAGAAAAUUCACAUACGGACAUGAUACUCUCUGAUAAGAGGGAGCAAUGCUUCGAAAGAAUAUCUAGAAUUCGUCAUCAUUCGUCAGAGAACGACAAAGAAGAUUUAGUCAAUUCAAAUAAAUUGAACAAAUUAAUUCCAAAGAGAAGAGGAGACAGACAACAGUAUCACGAUAUGGAUAGUUUUUCUGCCACAAAGAAAAGGAAAACAAAAAGUUCGAGUAUAGAAGAUGCAGAGGUUGAUGUGGUCUCUGGCGAAGUUGAUGAUGAUACAUCUGAAAACACGAAACUAGCUUCUAAUUUUAAAAAAUGUUUAGAAUACUUUCGACCUCCCAAAUGGAAUCAGAGUGCUGAAGAUAUAAAACGGUUAACUGUACAAGAUUUAAUUCGUUUCCCUCAUAAAGAAUUCAUUCAAACGUAUGACAAAUCAUUAAAGAAAAAAUUCGAAGACAUGAGAUUAGAAAGAGAUACAACAAAUAACAUAUUUCUCUCUCUCAUUAAUUCAGUCAAAGACUUUUUAAGGGUUUUAUGCAAUGACGACGAACAUUUCGCAAGACUUACAAAUGGAAUAGAAAACUAUUCGAAUGAACAAUUAGGAAGACAUUAUAUGAGCUUAUUAGAACAAUAUCAACAACAAAUACAAGUUAAGCAUGAAUGA